ACGAAACAUUCGCUCAUGGCGACAGAGUUGCUAGCCACGUGGGGAAAGUUCUGCGGGCGCAUCGGCGUGCUAAGGCAUCCGUAAGAGCUUCGAGACACACGGAGAUACGUCGCCUGUCGUCGUCCUUGCGGCCCAGCGUGAUCCUUACCUUCCUGCGUUGAUUGUGACAUGCGACGCUGAAGCAGAGUGUUGGACUUUUUCAUACGGCUGUGAACAUAUUUAUUAACCAUACCCGUUACCCAACGCCAAGAUACUUGCAGUUUAAACGGACCUGGCGUACAGCUCAUGCCGCGGCCACUGGCAGACAACCUUUGGUCCGGGCCCGCGAGGCCAGUCCAUGGCCGGUCUGGGGCCGAGGGCGGCUGCUGUCACGCUUCCGGCAGCCGCGGCUCUCGCUCUUCUUGUCUCCUUCUUCCUGCUCAAGAGGCGCCGCUCCAGGAGGCCUUCUAACUCUGAGUGCUGCUCCCUCUCUGAAACCACAGCGUGCCUCCUCGGUAGCGACGACGACCAGGAGGAGGCCCACCUCCGGAGUGCGCCCGCGAGCAGCGGUGACCAGCAGGUGCUGAGGUCUUCGCCGCCGCCCGCGCCGGAUAGCAGUCCCCCGCCCGAGCCGUCCCCCGACAUGAGACUCCGGGACGGCAGCAAAGUGGGUGACGCGAAGCUCAAGGGCAGCAACAACAACAACAACAACCCCAAAAGUUCGCGGUGUUCUUCCGCGAUGGCCGCGACGACAAAGACUGCCGGUGGCUCGACGACGAAACCGCCGUGCUCGAACGCAACGAGCGGCAAGGUGUGCAAUGCGUCCCAACCAGCGCGGCAGCAGCAGCAGCAGAACAGCGUUGAUGUGGUUGUCACGUCGGCGGCGGCAGUGCGCGAGCAGCCGGCCCCCUGUGCAGUGCUGACCGUGGAGAUUCCCGAGCAGCCGACGUCGGUCCAGAGGCCCGAGGACGACUCGACGGUGGCGGUGGUUGAUCGGGACGCGUUGUGUGGGGCUAGUCCCAGCGGGUCGGUGGACUCGCUGCUCGGCCAGUCGUCGCCGUCGCCGCCGAGCUCGACGGUGUCGCCGGCUCGACGCGAGAGCGGCUCCGACCCUAGCUCGUCGCUCCUCGCGCGAGACGUGGCCGCGCUGUCGCUGGCUGAGCAGCAGCCCUCGACGGCAGACGCCGCCGCCGCAGACUCCUCCGAGAACUCGACGGAGGCGCCAGUGGACGAGGUGAUCGUGAGCGCAGUCGCGACGACUACGACCGCGCCCGCGCUGCCUGAUGGGCAGCCUGCAACGAGGCAAGACGACGCAGCGUCGCUCAGCGCCGCUGACGUCGUGCAAAACGAGGAGUCCGUGUCCGAGGACAAGAGCCAAGCACAGGCGCUGUCCUUCUCCGACGCACACAGCGAGCUAUCCCUUUGCAACACGGCGUCCUCAUUUGAAGCUGCGACUUACUUUUUACCAUUUCUGUGUGCUGUUGGCAAGGAAGAGACCACUAACGCUUCUGAGGGCUCCAGUGACAGUGGCAAGGGUGGCAGUGAUAUCCACGGCGGCAGUGAGGCAGCUGGUGGUGCUGGGAACCUCUCUCCCGAAGAGGAGCUGCCACGCACGUACGAGUUCGAGCUGCCGCGAGAACUGUGCGGCCGGUUUAUCGGCCAGGGUGGCCGUAACGUGACGGCCGUCAAGACGCGUUCCAACACCCGCAUAUAUGUGCAGCAGCAUCCCUUCUCCUCCAAGCUCAAGAUUUGCUCCAUUCAAGGCACAACAGAGGAGAUACGCACAGCGCUGGAGCUCAUCAGGAAGAAGUUUCCCCUGCAUGUCUACCCCAACCUGACAUUGAUCCAAGUGAAUGUGCAGCCCCUGCACUACCCAGGCACAAUCACGCUGCCAGAGACAUUACAGCUGCGCUUGCCCGAAGCUGUGACCUGUGAUGUGGUGCUCACGAGCAUGGUGACUGCGGGCCACUUCUUCCUCCAGCAGCCGACUCACCCGACAUAUCCCUCGCUACAACGGCUAGACCAGUGCAUGGCAGUGUGCUACGGCCAGGGCCUGGACAUUCCGCCUCUGCCCCAUCCUGUUGAAGCGGGCAUCAUCUGUGCGGCCCAUGUGUUGGGCGGCUGGUACCGUGCACUGGUCGUGGGGCCCUCGGAGGAUAGCAACGAGUGCGAUGUCAAGUUCCUCGACUACGGCGGCUACAUGACCCUGUCAACGUCGCUGCUGCGCCAGAUCAGGAGCGACUUCAUGAUGCUGCCAUUCCAGGCGUCGGAGUGCUACCUCGCCAACGUGCAACCUGCCGAAGAUGACAAUGUGUGGUCACCUGAGGCAUGUGCCACAUUUGAAGACCUGGCACAGGGCCAGAUCCUGCAAGCCCUGAUUGUUGGUUACGCCGACAACGGUAUUCCCCUUGUGCACCUGUACAGAGUCCAGGGGGUCUCGAGCGUGUUCAUCAACCGAGAGCUGGUCAACCGCGGCGUGGCCCGGUGGCUGGAACAUCCCCUCUGACCGCACACUGUCCGGGCCCCGGAAGUGGCUGCUGGCUUCCAGCGGCAGCGCCAUUGCCGGGGGCUCCGCGGACCAUGGGGGGCUGCUUGCUCAUUGCCAUCACUGCCGCAGGCGCAGUAUCGAACCACACGUGGUCAGUCGUGCCACCUGACGUGCCACCACACUGGUGGCCACACGCCAGACAUCAAGCUCCUUGAGGCGCCAUUCAGUGCAGUGUCACCUUCACCUCUGCACUUUGAAGCGGCCUUCAUUAAACAUCAUCAGUCAUCCGAAACAGUGUCACAUUGGUCACCACUGCAUUUCACGACAGCUCGCACCACUCUGCCAUGCUACGCAGUGCAUCACGAGGCUGACAGCUACGGCCAACACGGCGGGCCACACCCCUCCUCUGAACAACGGGUCACCGCGGUGCUCAACCCUUCGCACCGUGGACACUACAGCUCACGGCCUGCGAGUACUAGUAAUCAUCGAAAUCGGUCGGUUCGUAGGCAGGCAUGCCCACCGCCCUUCCACAGGGGGCCACCGGCACCCGACAGUCAGCGUGGUGCACAUGUCGGACUCUGUGCUCCCCGCAGGGUGGGUUCUGAAAACGCCGUCAGAGGGUCACGGAAUCAAAAUUUAUCUUCGUACAAGUCGUCCAGCACACCCAGAGUCGGGCAGCCAGGAACUUCCAAUUCUUACGCGUAUUCUAGACCGAGGUCGUUUACCGACCGGCCAUUCUUUCUAACGGCCCAGCCAAACUUUGGGAACUACGGCAGUCAGCAGUUCCUAUGGCCCAUGCCUGCUCCAAAGUCUAGGCUUCUUCUACCACCGUCGGGGCACACGUGGCUUUGACCUCGUGCCCUGGCCCAUUUCAAUUUGUAGAUGAGUGGAUGGCAGAGGUCAUCGGCUGUCCGCAUUGACCUUCUUUCUGUAAAGUGUGAUUUCAGGGUAGAGGGCUGCGCAGCCUCACUCUGUGCGUGUCACCGGCCCUUUCUUUGGGGAAAAUGCUCACGGUGGCCCUAGCCUUCCUCCGGGGUUGCAGUCUGUUUCUUCGGUUCUUUGUUUCUGUUUCCUGUUAGCUGCAGACACCUUACAGAAGUGGCAAGUCCAUGUAGUGGGUUGGGGUGGCCAUGGUUCCCGACAUUUGGGUGGAAGCGCGGUUUCUCCUCCCAACCGUGACUCAGGCAGCGAGCGUGUCCAGAGCAGGGUGACACAGAGGCAGCACACGGGCAGGUCGUCCACCCUCAUGGCUCCAAUUAUGCAUACCAUUUCGUUUUCACUGUAAAUAUUGUAUUACCGCGGGAAUCAAGCCAUCCCAGGCUGGGAAAAUGCACACCGGUCGACCAGUUAGCGUGUAGUGUCUGCUGCUUUAGCGUUGCAAUUUUUAUGCCACAGCAUCUUGAGCGGAGAUGGCAGGUUUUUGCUUUUCUUCCAGGGAAGUUUUGUGGGAUCAGUCACAUUGUUGCCUGUAAAUAGAGUUCUCUGCGUGCCUGUGUGUGUGUGAGUGUCCAGCACAAGCUCUGUCCUCUUCUUUCCCCUCUGUGUCUCCCGUUCCCUCAUUCACUUUGUCUUUCCUUUGUAUGUGUAAACAGACCGUUGGCCUACAUGGAUUUUGUUUUGCAAAGUGCUGCAGCCAAUGCAUCAAUGGAUCCUGCUUUGACAGAUUGUGCAGUUAUUUAAAAAGUUUAAGAAGUUGGAUGAUUAAUAAAGAGUUGUUUUCUCGUU
Molecule: messenger RNA, 4192 nt
Organism: Rhipicephalus sanguineus (brown dog tick)
Lineage: Eukaryota; Metazoa; Arthropoda; Arachnida; Ixodida; Ixodidae
Product: A-kinase anchor protein 1, mitochondrial
Exons: 10
Coding region: 338-2485 (715 amino acids)
Molecular function (GO): RNA binding
Source: RefSeq, a predicted model, not a curated record